Molecule: messenger RNA, 1029 nt
Organism: Hevea brasiliensis (rubber tree)
Lineage: Eukaryota; Viridiplantae; Streptophyta; Magnoliopsida; Malpighiales; Euphorbiaceae
Product: protein DMP3
Exons: 1
Coding region: 186-875 (229 amino acids)
Biological process (GO): endomembrane system organization
Source: RefSeq, a predicted model, not a curated record
CUCCGAUUGGGCAACCGCCCCAGUUGAAAGUAAAUGUUUAGGACAGGAAGUCCAUGGAAAUCGCAACAACAACCUUUCAAGACAAGUAAAACCUAAUCCCAUUGACAUUUUAUAUAAUAGCUUUCAGUCUCUUGUAUUCACCAACCAAAAAAAAAUCAUAAUCUUGCAAAUCCCCAAGAUUAAUUAUGUCUCUUAGAGCAAGAACAGGAACUACAUCCGCCAAGCAAGCAUCCAUACCUGAGGUAAGCACAGCAAGUUCAAGCUCCACCAGCACCAAGGGAGACCAUGAACCUGAAACCCCCAAAUCUCCACGAGCAUCUCCUUCUCUAUCACAAAGGGCAAUCUCACAAACCCUAACAGGCACAGCAAACCUAGCCAAUCUCCUUCCCACAGGCACCCUUUUAGCCUUUCAGCUUCUAACCCCAAUCUUUACCAAUAAUGGUGCCUGUGACUCUGCUACACGCCCUUUGUCCCUCCUUCUUUUUGUGCUUCUUGCAAUUUCUUGCUUUCUUGCUUCAUUUACAGAUAGUGUGAAGUCAUCAGAUGGGCAAGUCUACUAUGGUUUUGCAACUUUUAAAGGGAUUUUUCUGUUUGAUUGUCCAGAUCCUGCAAGUUUAUUCGACCUGAAAGAUUUGAGCAAGUACAAGAUUAGAUUCAUUGAUGGGGUUCAUGCUGUUUUAUCUGUGCUGGUGUUUGUUGCUGUGGCUUUGAGGGACAAGAAUGCGGUGAGUUGCUUCUAUCCUAUGCCUAAACAUGAGACUCAAGAGGUUUUGGAUAUUGUUCCAAUUGGGAUUGGGCUCAUCUGUAGCUUGUUGUUUGUUGUUUUCCCAACUCGAAGGCAUGGGAUUGGCUACCCUGUUACUACAGGCAAAUAAUUCAUCAACCAUUUGUCUCCUCUGUUUCUUUGUAUCUUUCUCUGUUUUUUUCGAUUCCUUAAUGAGUUAGAAUUUGUGGUCCAUUAGCUGUUGCUUCAAGGUAGACAUUGCUGACUUUUGAUUGGUAUAUUUAAUGAUGGGUGUCUUUUGUGGA